AUGGCGGCGUGGACAGGUGGCCGCAGGGUAGAAGACGAGGUGAGAGAGGAGGCCCUUGGAUUUGAGUUCCUCAGCUGGAGGAGCGAAGACGUGGGCAGGAUCCCGGUUAAUGUGGAGGCCUUCGGCGCCGUCGGAGAUGGCAUCGCCGAUGACACGCAGGUGACUUCUCAGUUUGACACACAUUCUCUCUCUCUCUCGCUAGUUGGUGACCGACCCCACAGUUGAGCUUUGCCGUUGAGAACCGUACCCUGGUUCUCCCUUUACCUAUCUCUCGACACAAUAUUUCUCUUGCUGCUCUGGAAUUUGAUCCGGAUAAUAUGAUAUUCCUUGGUCGUUCAACGGUCGCAGGCCUUCCUGAGCGCCUGGAACAGGUCCUGCUCACUGAACAAUUCCGUGUUUCUUGUGCCCGCGGGGAAGAGUUAUCUCGUCCGAGCCGUCAGAUUCCGAGGCCCCUGCACUGACGAUUUGAUCAUACAGGUAGUAUUAGCACGUAUCUUUAGGGUGUCACCAUCACGAUCAAUUCAUCCUCGUCUUCCUCCGCGACGACACACAGAUCAGUGGGACGAUAGUGGCGCCGGCGGAGCCCCAGGACUGGGAUCCCAAGAACCCCAGGACAUGGCUGCACUUCUCAAAACUCGCCGGCGUCCGCUUCCAAGGCGACGGCGUCAUCGACGGCUCCGGCAGCAAAUGGUGGGCGUCUUCCUGCAAAAUCAACAAGACCAACGUACGUCUUCCCUCUCUUCCACCUCUCUUUCACAGUCGGCAACUCUCUGACUGUCUUCCUCCGGCAGCCUUGCAGGGGAGCUCCCACGGUAAGCGGAUAAAAACCAGCGCUUAUCUCCGUCGUGCUUCCAUCCCCAUCUCCCGUUUACUCCGUCUCUGAACGGCGCCGCCGUUGUGCCGCCGUGUCGCCGCCGCAGGCGGUGACGAUCGACUCCAGCAGCGGGGUGAGGGUGAGGCGGCUGCGCUUCCAGAACAGCCAGCAGAUCCACUUCACCAUCUCCCGGUCGGACGCCGUGCGUGUGUCGGAUGUGCAGGUGGCGGCGCCGUCGAACAGCCCCAACACCGACGGCAUCCACAUCAGCGAAUCCACCAACGUAGUUGUCCAGAGUAGCAAGAUUCAGACAGGUAAAAGACCAAAGAUAAAGACAGCGAUAGUUAAACAAGUUGGUCUCCUUCUGAAUUGGGAAAGUUUCUGAAACUCCGUUGUUAUUUAACUUAUGCUCUCGCCAUGCAGGCGAUGACUGCAUAUCCAUCGUCAACGCGAGCUCGAACAUUAAGAUGAAGAACAUCGAUUGUGGACCCGGGCAUGGGAUCAGGUAAAUCCCGGUGGCGCCGCCGGGAGUUGCGACUCCACAGCGGAGUUCUGACGGUGGUUUUGUUUCUUCUCUUCUUUCGUAGUAUCGGGAGCUUAGGGAAGGACAACUCCACAGCGGCGGUCUCGACCAUCGUAGUCGACACGGCGGUGCUGAGGGGGACGACCAACGGCGUCCGGAUCAAAACUUGGCAGGUAGACGAAGACCCUCGCGGCUAUACGAGCUCCUCCCUCUCCCACCGCCGUCUCAGCUCUUUAGGGUUUUCUCUACAGGGAGGCUCCGGCUACGUCCGGGCCGUAAGGUUCCAGAACGUGAGGAUGAUCGACGUUCAGAACCCCAUUAUCAUCGACCAGUUCUACUGCGACUCUCCGACCUCCUGCCGGAACCAGGUCGCUCUCUCUCUCUCUCUAUCACUAUCUCCUGCCAGAACUAUUGAACGCUGGAGAAGAAUCGGGAUCAUCUCUCUCUGAGCUUCUGAUGACGGGUAGUGGUUCUUGGUGGGGGCAGACGUCGGCGGUGAAAGUCAGCCAGGUGCUGUACAGGAACAUCAGCGGCACCACGAGGACGGCCAAGGCGAUGAAGUUCGCGUGCAGCGACACGGUGCCGUGCAGCGACAUCGUGCUGGACAACAUUAACCUCACGGCGGCGGCGAGCGGCGGCACCGCCGAGACCUUCUGCAACUGCGCGGCGGGGUUCGCCACCGGCGUCGUGCAGCCCGCCGCCGACUGCCUGCGGGCGGACAGCUCCCCCUGCGACGGCUCGAAGGGAGACGGGCAGGGCAAGGAUCGCUCAUGGGAGCCCCACAAUGAGCUCUGA
Molecule: messenger RNA, 2132 nt
Organism: Spirodela intermedia
Lineage: Eukaryota; Viridiplantae; Streptophyta; Magnoliopsida; Alismatales; Araceae
Source: the annotation of a GenBank genome assembly